GUCUAUGGAUCCUGAGAGCAUCAAGCACCAGAAGACUCAGAGCCUUUCUAUGCUCGAUAGCCAGCUGAACAUGGCCAUGCAGACUUGCAAGAGCGACUAUGAACAGGCCAAGCAGCAGAUCUCUCUCCGUGCGAACUUCGACCUCCAGACCGCUACCGGUGCCGUUGAGCAAUCUCGACAACAAGCCCU
Molecule: messenger RNA, 189 nt
Organism: Perkinsus marinus ATCC 50983
Lineage: Eukaryota; Perkinsozoa; Perkinsida; Perkinsidae
Exons: 1
Source: RefSeq, a predicted model, not a curated record